Colletes gigas is the source of this 4317-nucleotide messenger RNA. It is a transcript of the gene ci, whose product is annotated as transcriptional activator cubitus interruptus-like. Gene Ontology annotation, biological process: regulation of transcription by RNA polymerase II. The record is from RefSeq and is a predicted model, not a curated record. NCBI's taxonomy places the organism in Eukaryota, Metazoa, Arthropoda, Insecta, Hymenoptera, Colletidae. Gene Ontology annotation, cellular component: nucleus. Gene Ontology annotation, molecular function: RNA polymerase II cis-regulatory region sequence-specific DNA binding; DNA-binding transcription factor activity, RNA polymerase II-specific. The coding region runs from base 1 to 4317 and encodes 1438 amino acids. The transcript has 12 exons.
AUGCCGGAAAAGGAGGUCGCCUAUCAUCAGGAGGCGUUCUCCCUGUUGCCGCCACCGCCGCCUCCGCAUCAUCCGCACUCCGCCUUCCACGCAGCGUUUCAUCCGCACCCGCAUCCUCAUCCGCCGCCGCCAUUUCAUCCUCACCAUGGACCUCCGCCUCCGCCGCACCCCGCGGCUGCAGCUGCCGCCGCCUGGGAGCAUCACGCGGCCGCCGCAGCCGCAGCAGCCGCCGCAGCCUUCCACGCGCCGCCCCCUCAUCCAUUGCCAAGCAGUACGACUGCGAUCGGCAGUGCAGCCACCGGCGGCGGUGGCGGAGCGAGCGGCGGCGGAGGCGGAGGCGGCGGGGCUGCUGGGAACGGGACUUCCGGCGGUGAUUUUCUCCGCAGAAGUCACCCCCUCUCGGAACAUACGGCCCUGCGUCCCGCCUACCGGCUCAACUACAUGGACCACCUUUACCACCAGCUUCAGGCCUCCACGCACAGUCCCAACGCCUCGUUACACGGACUGGGUGGUUUGGGGCCCGAGUACCUUCUACACGCCGCGGGACCAGCAAGUACUCUCGCAUCCACGGAAUUCCCCUUCUCCAUUGACGUGUCCGCGUCGUCGAGGCUAGGAAGCCCAAGGGCGUCGACGAUCAGAGCAAGCCGGAAACGGGCACUGAGCAGUUCCCCGUACUCGGAUCGCUUCGACAUCGACAGCAUGAUCAGAUUCAGCCCAAACAGUCUGGCCUCGAUCGUGAAUGGAUCGCGGAGCAGCAGCGCGAGUGGCAGUUACGGUCAUCUUUCCGCCGCAAUGAGUCCGACUCUGGGAAUGCACCCGGGAAUGGCGCCGCACUUGCAACAGCUACAGGCCCAUCUCCUGAGGAGCGCAGCUGCAGCGGCGCUUCUCCCCCAUACUCAUCCCUUGCAGCCCCACGCACCUCCACCCCCGCCGCCUCACCCGCACCACCAUGCCCACGGGUUAUCGCCCCAUUCGCAAUUGUACCCCGGUGUGCCGCCUCAUUCCACGGCCUCGGCGACUCUUGGACCCCAUGGCGCAGGACUGCCGCCAAAAUCGGAGAGCGCAGAAUCGUGCAGAAAAGCGUCGGAGUCGUCGACCAGGUCGGUGACGGCGGAGGCGGACACCUCCUCGAGGAGAGCCUCGACGAAGGUAAAAAGAGAACCGGCAACCACGACCACGAAUGCUACGACAACCACCGCGCCACCGACUCAUCCUCAGGGGCUAAGUCCCAGCGAGGAUCUUCGGGACGAACCUGGCGAUUUCAUCGAGACAAAUUGCCAUUGGAGGGACUGUGGCCUCGAAUUUCCAACCCAGGACGAUCUCGUGAAACAUAUCAACAACGAUCACAUCCACGCGAACAAGAAAAGUUUCGUUUGCGGCUGGGAGGAAUGCUCGAGGGAGGAAAAACCGUUCAAGGCCCAGUACAUGUUGGUGGUGCACAUGAGAAGGCACACUGGCGAAAAACCUCACAAGUGUACCUUCGAGGGCUGUUUCAAGGCGUACUCGCGGCUGGAGAACCUCAAGACGCACCUCAGGUCUCACACGGGCGAGAAACCGUACACGUGCGAAUAUCCGGGGUGCAGCAAGGCGUUCAGCAACGCCAGCGAUCGCGCGAAGCAUCAAAAUAGAACUCAUUCCAACGAGAAACCCUACGUUUGCAAGGCGCCGGGCUGCACCAAGAGGUACACCGAUCCCUCGUCGUUGAGGAAACACGUGAAAACCGUGCACGGGGCGGAGUUCUACGCCAACAAGAAGCACAAAGGCGGUGGCGGAGAUGGCGGAGGAAGCGACGAAGCUGGCGCGGGCGGUAACAGUCCUAGCAGAAGCGAGGACCUCCAUCCAAAGACGCCUAGCCUGUCGAGUCCUAGUGUGAAGUCCGAGAGCGAGGCUAACAGUCCACCUAGCAUGAUGCAACAGCAAGGAAGUCCUCUGGUCGGUGGCUGCAACGACGAGGUGGCGGGUGUCAGUGCGUUGACCAGCGAAGGCGUCUCGCUCACGGAGGAACCUUGGAACGAGGAACCCGACGACCUGGAUAUUGCCGAUCUGCCGGUUGCUCUUCGUGCUAUGGUCGGUGGAAUGGAGUCGCAGCAGCAGCAACAGGCUCCGGCACCCGCCUCGAGGAACCGUCUGAAAGGAAGAUUGCACGCCAAGGGCAUGUCAAGCCUGUCCGUGGUGCCCGGAAUGAGGGGAACGCGUGGCGUGGGUCCUCAGGGUAACAUCGGCGAUCUGAACAGAAGGAUCACUGACCUGAAAAUGGAAGGCGGAGGUCCUGCCCGGCAGACCAGUUUGGCCGACCUCCAGUUGAGGCUGCAACCUUUGAACGAGCCGAGAAGGGACAGCAACAGCACAGUGAGCACUUAUUACGGCAGCAUGAAGUCCACGGACUUUUGCAGCAGAAGAAGCAGCCAAGCCAGUGGCGUCAACGCCGUCAGAAUUGGCCACGCCGGUCCCGGAAGCUUCUACGAUCCGAUCAGUCCGGGCACGUCUAGAAGAAGCAGUCAACUGAGUACCACUUCCGGCAGAAUGAAUCCACCGAGUCACCUCCAAGGGCCCUUCUUGACGAGCAACCUUGUCGUUCAAACGCAGAACAUGUCCCUGCAAGGCAUUCAGGGAGCACCGGGAGAUUGGAACGGUUCGAACGGCCAUUGUACGCAACCAUCCGGUGAUCGUCGUAUGUCCGAACCAACCAGAGGCCAACAAACUCAAAGAAACUCCCCCCUCGUACCACCCAGGCCCAGGUCCGUUCAACUUCCGGAGCACCAUCCUAACCAGGAAGUUAUUUUGGACGAAGUCGGAGAAGGUGAAAUGGUAGAGAACAAGCUGGUCAUUCCGGACGAGAUGAUGCAAUAUCUGAAUCAGGUUCAGGCAGGUGGAAGCCAGAUCAGUUAUCGCAACAGCCCCUUACCGCUCUGCCAAUCCCCGAUAUGCAGCAAUCCUCUGCACUGUCAACGCCAGAUGCAACCCACCUGUAACUAUAGUCCGACUCACCAACAGAACUGUUAUCCCCAACAAUCGCUCAGCCAACCUCCUUGCACAAACUAUCAGAAUUCCUCUCCGUCUCCUUACAGCCAAUGUCCGAGUUCCCGGUCCGCUCAGCCCAAUCCACAAUACUGCCCUCCGCCCAACUAUCCCUCGCAACCCAACAGCGGUCAAGUCCUUAGCCCUGCAGCAGGCCAAGUGAUGUCGCCUGGAUCUCAUUACGCCCCCAGUCACAUCAGCGAUCAACCUCUAACGUCCCCCGCGGCUGGGGCCUUGGCGCCUCAACACGCUCCCCAAAAUCUUCCUCAAAAUUCUGCUCAAUUGACCAGGAACUGUCCCCAGACUCACAUGCAUCACGGUUACUAUCCCGGUUACGGUUGUCAGGGACAGAUGAACGCGAACUGUACCGGAAAUCCGAACGGUCACGCGAACCACCACACGAAUCUUAGCUGCCUCCCAGCUAGCCACCCCGCGAUGACCCAGCAGCAAUGCAGCCAACCGCACGCGGCUGCCAAUUGCCCUCAGUUGUCCCCGCACUGUACCCAGCCACCCGUUAUACCCAAUCAAACCAUCGGGCAUCCUAAUUCCCAGUGCGGUCAGACGGGCAACCAGUGCGCCAGGCCAAUGGUCACCCCCAACGGUCAGGUGUCGAACUUCCAUUCUGGUCAGCAGACCACGGUGACGAACCAUUGUCCCCAGUUGUCGCCCCACUGUUCCCAAUUGACCAUGAACAACCAGACCAAGCCGAUGACCAACAUGACCGGUCUCCAAGUCUGUCAGCAACAGCCCCUCUCUCCUUGUCUCCAAAUGACGAACUGUACACAUUCGAACGGCGGGCAUCGACCAGCCGUGGACAAUGCUCUGUCCAAGAGAACGUCUCCCCAGUUGUGCACCGUGCAGCAAACCAACUGCAGAGUGCAGCACCAACAGCAUACCUGCACGCACAACUGUCAAGGUCGGAACAAUCCCCCGAGCCAUCAACAGUACAGUUGCAGCUGCCAAUGGAAUUACGGUAGCGAUCAAUGUUAUCACGAGCAACACGGAGCCUCCAUGCCCGAAAUUCAGUGUCGGGACAUCAGUCAAUCCCAGCAGGGGUCUCCGAUGAAGCCGCCGCAAGGGAUGAGGCAGGAUUCGUACAGACGGACGCUAGAAUACGUGCAACAGUGUCGAAAUUGGUCGGGCAAUGCCCACACGCACGAGACGAAUGUCUCUAGUUCCACCCACCCCAUGUCGCUGCCGCAGCCAUUGCCGUCGAGCGCGAACAUGGUGGUGAACGACAUGACCUCGUCUCUCAGCUCGUUGCUCGAGGAGAACAGAUACUUGCAGAUGAUUCAGUGA